AAGUGUGCAGGACGCUAAUAAAACGACAGCAAAGUAUGAGGAGGAGCUUUGUCUUACAAAAGAGGAGAAGGAGCGACAACAUCAACUACUGGACGCUGUUUUCAAGAAACAUCAAGUUGUGUCACACAGAACAGACGUCUGUGAAGAACAUCUUCACCCUGAGCAACAGAAGUGGAGCUUCAGGAUGCAGACGGAGGAGCCACAGCACAACCUCAUUAAGAAGGAAGAGGAAUACCCACUGAUCCCCCAUUUUAAAAAUGAAGAGGAACACCCACUAAUCCCCCAUUUUAAAGAGGAAGAGGAGGACCCACUGACACCCCAUUUUAAAAAGGAAGCGGUGGAUCCACAGACCCCUCACAUUAAGGCGGAAGAGGAAUACCCACUGAUCCCCCAUUUUAAAAAUGAAGAGGAACACCAAUGGCUACCCUUUUUUAAAGAGGAGAUGGACGAACCACUGACACCACAUUUUAAAAAGGAAGCGGUGGAUCCACUGAGCCCUCACAUUAAGGCGGAAGAGGAGGACCCACUGACCCCUCACAUUAAAGAGGAAGAGGAGGAACACAGCAUCAGUCAGCAGGGAGAGCAUCUUGAAGGACUGGAGGAGGUUGAUGUCACCAAGAUGCCAGUGACUGGUGUCCCUGUGAAGAGUGAAGAUGAUGAGGUGAAAGGUGAAAGUGAGGAGAGGGGAGGGGGGGAGCCUCCAAGCAGCAGCUCAACACAACACAUGACAACAGAAGCUGAUGGAGACCACUGUGGAGGAUCACAAGCAGACAAGCUCUUAGCUCCACUAUCAGAUAGUGAGGACACAACGUCACACUCUCCUGACACUGAUGAUGAAGACUCUAAAGAUGAUAAGACAUGUCACACUGACAACACUCACUUCACAUCUUAAAUCUCCUAGUAAUUUGAAAGUACACAUGAGAACACACACUGGAGAAAAACCUUUUUCAUGUUCAAUCUGCGGUAACGAUUUUAUUCAUAGGCAACAUUUGAAUACUCACAAGACAAUACACACUGGAGAAAAACCUUUUACUUGCUCAGAAUGCUGUAAAAGAUUUGCGCGAAAAGCAGAGUUAAAAAGAUACAUGAGAAUACACACUGGAGAAAAACCAUUCAUGGGCCCAAUUUGUGGCAAAGGAUUCUCCCAGAAGGGACAGUUGGUAAACCACACAAAAACACACACUGGAGAAAAACCUUUUUCAUGUUCAUCUGUAGUAAAGGAUUUACUCAAAGGCACCUUUUCAAAGCACACAUUAGAAGACACACAGGAGAAAAACCUUUUUCAUGUUCAAUGUGUGGUAAAGCUUUUACUCGAAGUGACCAUUUCAAAGCACACAUUAUCAAUCAUCAAUCAAUGUUUACUUAUAUAGCCCUAAAUCACUAGUGUCUCAAAGGGCUGCACAAACCACCACGACAUCCUCGGUAGGAAAACUCACACCCAGUGGGACAUUGGUGACAAUAAUGACCCAGUGGGACGUCGGUGACAAUGAUGACUAUGAGAACCUUAGAGAGGAGGAAAGCAAUGGAUGUCGAG
Nerophis ophidion (straightnose pipefish) is the source of this 1534-nucleotide messenger RNA. RefSeq lists its product as uncharacterized. The record is from RefSeq and is a predicted model, not a curated record. The coding region runs from base 185 to 892 and encodes 235 amino acids. NCBI's taxonomy places the organism in Eukaryota, Metazoa, Chordata, Actinopteri, Syngnathiformes, Syngnathidae. The transcript has 3 exons.